Molecule: messenger RNA, 5682 nt
Organism: Bactrocera dorsalis (oriental fruit fly)
Lineage: Eukaryota; Metazoa; Arthropoda; Insecta; Diptera; Tephritidae
Gene: Ctps
Product: CTP synthase
Exons: 4
Coding region: 3975-5378 (467 amino acids)
Biological process (GO): CTP biosynthetic process; pyrimidine nucleobase biosynthetic process; regulation of transcription by RNA polymerase II
Cellular component (GO): nucleus; cytoophidium; cytoplasm
Molecular function (GO): CTP synthase activity; DNA binding; identical protein binding
Source: RefSeq, a predicted model, not a curated record
UUUGAUUUCAGUAUGCGCCUCCGGUGCCAGACUGCGGCAUUUCUGCUUUAAUUUUUUUUUCAACUUUUUCUAUGCUCUGCGUUUUCAGCUUAUUUUCGCUUUUGAGUUUUGCGCGCUAGUGCUUUUGCACAUAUCCAUUUGCUUGUUGAGCCGCCAUAAAGGCGAAGCGACAGCGUGUGCGCCGUUGUUGCUGUUGUUAUGUGUUUGGAUGCGAACGAGUGUGAAAGCGGCGAGGUAUUUCCUGCUGUCGCUAUAGCGCGAGAAAUAAAAGUCACAAAAAAUAAACAAUAACAAUAAAAACGACAUCGGCAGCGACAAAGACGAAGGUGAUGGCGACGACGAGAACAACAACGACAACAACAAUAAUAACAUAAUAUUAACGACAACGGCAAUCUGGCAGUCGAAGUGAACUUUUGUUCACGGCACGUACAGCCGCCAGCGCCAGCGACAACACACGCCAUCAACGCCGCCUUCAUCAUUCGCAAAGCUACCAAACAAAGUGCCAAACUGACGCCGCGACUUUGCGUGGACAAACCGAAAAAGCAAAGGAAAUUGAAGGAAAGCAAAGUGUAGCGCGGUAGACGGAAGUGUGUUGAUGGUGGUGUCGGCGGUUGUGGUGCCGGUCGUUUUCAGGGUCGCGACGUGAGGUGGGGUAGAAAAUAUUGCAAAAGGGCAUGGAAAAUUUGCGAAUCGCGCAUGGAGUGUGGAAUACGACAAAGAUACUUCACCACCACGGCGAAGAGCAACAACAGCAGCGAUGUUACGUACACACAACAUCAUGUAAGCAACAAAAGUGACAGUAGCAAAGGAGCGCGAAAUAGUGGUAACUGAGUCAGCAGCAAACAGUCAGAAGCGGCACAUAAACUCAGCAACGACUAACGACAGCAAAACCCAUCAACGGUAUACACGGAUCCCAACAAAAGCAAUAACGACAGCAUAACAAAAGCAACAACGGUCAAAAAGCGCGUGCAACGCAUAACGCUAGCUUCGGAUAGGACUGUGUAUAUUCAUACACACCUACUUGUAUCUGUAGAUGGGUGAAGCAAUGGAAGGAGGCCUGAGCGCAGACACAUGCGGCGCUUCGAUCGACUAGCUAACUUGAAUAUAUCUGUGUUGUUGGGGCGCAGGAACGCGACAGCUGCAAUUACUGCUGUUUGAAGCCUUCGUCGCCAAUAACGGGAGACCAUUCACAUUCACUAUGCUGCAUUGGCUUUGACGCUUCGCUAGCCUUGAUGUUGUUUUCUGUGUUUUCGAGGGGCAGUGGAGGCUGGUGCGUUUGUGGUAGUUACGGUGCUGAUAUUGCUUUUAGUAUCACCGGCAGCAGUAUGUUUGGCAACGAUGAUGUGUUCGUUGUUGGCGGCAUUGCUUGUCUCCAGCGAGCGAGUAAAUUGUACAGCUGCGGGUGUCGCAUAUGCAGUCUUUAUACAUACAUACAUAUGUAUAUGUUUGUCCAUACAUACAUGGGAUGCUUGUGUACAUACAUACAUACAUAUGUACAUACAUAUCUUUGAGGAAUGGGGAUUGGUAUUGCUUUUUUACUCGGCACCCUUCUGACUUCUCCAGACCCAUUGGAUGUGGUCUUCUAACGGCAUGUGCACAUACAUACAUAUGUACAUAUGUAUGUAUAUGCGCACUUGUAUGUUAAGGUAAUGGAAGGUGAUAUUGUCGGUACCUUUCCUACACAUCUUAAGUGCUUUCAUGUGCAUAUGUACACUAUAGAAACUUACAUAUUAACCUAGUACAGUUCUACGCUCAGAAGUGCGUAAUAUUCGCUAAAAGUGGUACCGUGUUCGUCCAGACGCCAUUCAUUGCGUCCGCUCGCACAUUGUCUAGAAAUCGAAAGUAAAAAUAAUACUACUAAUUUUCGUACGAAUUUAAAUACUACCAAGCUUAUGUUUCAUAUUCAAGCUCAAACAACAAUGCAAAAUGAUGCGAUUUAUUAUUUGACCUUGCAGCAAAGUUUACUUUCACAGUAAGAAGUUUUAUUAUUGUAAGCAUAUAUACUAUAUAUGUAUGAAGAUAAAGAAUUUUAUAAUUAAAACCAAAAAGUUUGAUUAUAAAUAAUUUCUUCCGUUUCAUCAAAAAUACAAGCCCAACAUCUUUAAACAUGUAGGAAAAUAUACAUACAUACAUAUGUACAUAUAAUAUAUUUUUGGUAUAAUAGCUACCUUAUUUAUAAUAACCUCUGAAUUUAAUGCAAACUUGGUAUAAAUUAAUAUUAAAACAACUAAUAAUAAGUUCUGAGUUCAAUCUGACUCCCGCCAUCCCUGCAUAUCCUUGCCAAAAGCAUGAACUUUAUUUGUGAUGCGCGAUUUUCUCAGCGACUGCGCAUCGUUUACUGGGACAUGAUGCAAUGUAACAAAUAUUUUGGGUGUAUUGAAAAAUCAUCAGUGUUUAUACGUUCUUUUUCCAUCCCCCGUAUACUAAAUAUCAAUGAUUUACAACGCACCUCUUAUUUUGUAAUAGGAUAUCUACCUGUAGCACUCAUGUAAAUUAUAAACUCUGGCGGCUUGAGCUACUUUUGUUGAGCCAAAUUUUGUGCCAGAAAUGCUUCCAAUUGGUCCACUUUGCCACCUGCAUGCGCCGAUCUGCAAGCGACAUAUUCCAGGAGUUGUUGUUUUUUAAUAAAUUUGUGUUUAAUUUGGCGAGUAUCUUGUGCCAAUUUACCUAAGCGUUUUAAGUUAUUUGGCGCUUUUCAGAUGGUUUACGUUAGUAUAGAUGAAUAAGAGUAUAUAGUAAGUAUAUACAUAUGCAUGUACAUAUGUACCUAUGUAUGUACAUAUACAUAUGUAUGUAAGUCCUUGCUGAAUUUUGUGUGCCGUGUUGUAGUAUAAAAUUACUUUUGCAAAAGUGGUCCACCCAACAGUCAAUCGUUGUCCUGUUCAAAUUCCCCUUACUUACCCCCCGUCAAGCCAUUCACAUGUUCGUUUUAGGCCUUGUCGAUUCUCUGCAUUGAAGCGUGUCGUGCGCUUUUGUUGUGGCUUCCUUCAUCUCGCCUUCGCCUCCUUAUUCAACACAUUCACUGUCGUCGCCUACAUCGCGAUGAACGUGUCAAAUUAUUCGCCAGCUGCAUCUGUUCUUUGGCGCGCAACUAGGCGUCGUUAUCGUCGUCGCAGUCACUUUGCUUACUUAGCGCUCUGCGCGCAGCAAACGCCAUCAUCAUUAUCGCCGUCCUCAGUUCCGACGUCCGAUUCACCGUUUCUUUUUUGCUCUUCGCGACCCGGCGGCUGGUACUCCAAUUUUUCGUUGUGUGUCAACAUGUACACAUACAGCGCUUACGUAUGUACGUAUUUAUGUAGGGAAAUGUUCAAGAAGGGUGUCAUUAUGUGUGUACGCUUGUCGUUCGCACUAUCGUGCUAUUUGCCAUACACCAAUCUACAGCUAAGUGUUGCCUUCGCUCGCUAACCGUCUGGCUGUAGGACUGUGUGGCCAGCCGAUAUAAUUCGCUUUGCUUGGCAAAACCUCCGUUUGGCGGUGCACGUCUGUCCAACCGGCAGACAGUUAGCGAUUCAGCGACCUAAGCGGCUUUGGCUCCCCUGCCGCUUUCAUCAGCAUUUCGCCUUUUUAUUGUCGGCUUGUGUGUGCCUGUCUGGUCGUCGGCAGCGUUUACUGCUACUUUGUCUUGCUUGUAUACGGCCCUUCUUUCAUGCGUUGCGCUAUUCGCAGGUUGGUAAGGUUUUGUUUUAUUUUAUUAUUUUCCCACUUGAUUUUGUUUUUGAAAAAUCGCUGCCGACAUUUUGCUUUCAAUUCGAACGCAGUGCUUGCGGCCGGGAUGUAGUUAGCAGGCAGCAGUCGUAGCCUUCGUGGUUGUUGUUCAUCAUUGACGUCGCUGCGCUCACACGCUCACUGUUCACUGUUCACUCAUGCACAUUGUUCUACCCCACUCCAUCGAUCCUAUAUGCCGUUGUACCAUUCAGCCUGCUAGCUAACUGGCCGUUCCGAGAGGCAGUUAGGCGCUCAGCAAUCAGUCGGAAAUGAACGUUUCAAUCAGUCAGCAGGUAACGAAGUGCAAAACGAAUCAACGUUUAAAACUGGCGUCACAAAACGGCUUUUUACUCAUGGCACCAAAGAAGUCUACAAUCGUCCUGAACGUUGAACAAUUUAUACGCGACGUUCAAGAACGGCCUGCCAUUUGGAAUCGUAAUUUCCAUUGCAACAAAGCAUUUUUAGAACAAAUGUGGGAUGAGCUGUCUAGCGCACAUAAAUUGCCCAAAGUGGUGCUCAAGGCUAAAUGGAAGGGUCUGCGUGAUAAUUUUCGUGUAGAAUAUAAACGCAUUCCGCGCUCGGAACAAGGUGAUUUCCUAGUGGAACCCGCCACAUUUGAAUCGAAAUGGCUACACUAUUAUGCUUUGCUGUUUUUGACUGAUCAUAUGCGUCAUCGCAUGCCCAAAAGUGAGCCGGAUCAGUCUUACUACUUUACGCAACAAAGUCAAGAUUGUGAGAAGACUGUGGUUGAACCUGACCUCACUAAUGGGCUCAUACGUCGCAUGCAGGACAGCGAUGAAGAGUUCGAUGAGGACGAUGUUGAUGAAGAUGAUGAUGACGUGGCAAUACCAACGCCACCAGCCGCUCAUACACAAACUGUGACUUCCAUAAAAACCGAGGAUGCCCGCUCAAUUCUAAAAAACGCUGGCGUACUACUACGAGCUGCACACCUUUUAGAUGAUGAUGACGAGAAGGAAGCACAAGAUUUGUCCAAGAAAUCCAUGGAAGCUAACAAUAAUAAUAAUAGUGUGAAUAAAAAUUGCAACAACACCUUGUUGACUAGCAACGGCAGCUCGCCCUCUUUGCUGAGCGCUUGCAUGGGCAACAUAAUUACCACCAUUGCACAAACAACCACCUCCAUUACACCACCCUCAACACCCAACUCCAGUAUAGUCAGCGCAGCAAGUGUGGCGACCAAUUCAAUGGCAGCCGCGACACAACAACACAAAAAACGCUCUGUUUCACCGCCACCACUGUACAAUAAAGCACACCAUCCACCCCCUACAACUACAUCCGCCGCAUCCGCACUUACCACAGCUGUGGCCGCAGCACUAAAUAAUGAGCGCGAUGAGUUCUCUUUAAAUGGCAGCAGCAGUUGUUUACACGGCAGCCACGAACACUUGAAUUUCACCAAGCACUCAUAUGCGAAUGGGUUAAUACCGGCGCUUAAGUUGAAACGUCCGCGUUUGUCGGAGGAUAGCAAUUUUAAUGGUUCAUCAACGAUGGACAAUACUGCGCCGAUUGUGCCAGAGGAUGACGAUUAUCAUUACCUGCUGAGUUUGCAUCCAUAUAUGAAGCAGCUGACAGCGGCGCAAAAGCUGCGCAUUCGCACCAAAAUUCAAAAGUUAAUAUUCAAGGAACUCUACAAAGAGGAUUUGGAAGAAACCAAAUAAAUCGUAACGUUGUUGUUUAUAGUCAUAACAGAAUUAGUUGCUCAUUUAAUUGAAAAUUGUGAAGACGACUUCUUUCUUUUUAGUUUUGUAACUUUAAAGCUCACUAUAUAAGACUGUAUAUAUACAUAUAUGAAUACUUGGAUGUAUUACUUAGUUGUAAGUGUACCUACAUACAUACAAAAACAGAUAAUGCUACAAUGUGUGGCAUCCCCACUAUGGGGAACUCAAUCUAAAAAUCUAGUUUUAACGUUUUCAAACGUUAUUUGCUUAAGCCAGAAAUAAAACAUGAAUUUGUGCUAAGAAA